UCAUGCUGAGUAACCCCCGGUUCGUUGGCAUCCUGCAUCCCCACCAAGAAGUAGCGCGGGAGCUCCAAGCCCUCCUCCAGCUGCUGCACAGCCCAGACAUGCCGUUAGUGAUGGCAAACCCGAGAGCCACCAAGGCUCUGUUCCAGAUUCAGCAGGGUUUCCAGACCCUGGGGCUGGAAGUGCUGAGGUUCGCCCGAGGCAGCGCUCCUGGCUCAGGGGCAGCGGGACGCCCGGCAGAUGGCGGAUCAGUAACCGGGACUGGUUCUGAGCCAUGUGAGAAUGCAAGCCCAGCCCCAGGAUCAGCCGAGUCGGGGUGCCAGCCCUGUAACGUUGAGCAAAUCACCCAGGGUCUUGCUCAAGCAAGGCCCCCGCGUCCCCAGACUCCAGAAACCCAAUUCCAGCAGCAGCUGGAGCAGCUCUACGUAAUGGGUUUCCUGAAGCAUGAAGCCAACGCACAAGCUCUGAGAGCAGCUGGAGGACAUGUCAACACUGCGAUUGACAAAGUUCUGGGGUAGUGGGGUCCCCCAGGGGUCUGUAUUGGGAGCACUAGUAUUCAACAGAUUCAUAAAUGAUCUGGGAAGAAGGGUAAAAUAGUGAUAUGGCAAAGUUUGAAGAUGAUACAAAAUUACUCAAGAUAGUUAAGUCCAAAGCUGACUAUGAAGACUUACAAAGGGAUUUCUCAAAACUGGGUGACUGGGCAACACAAUGGCAGAUGAAAUUCAUUGUUGAUAAACAUCCCCUCAAUGUGCGGCGACAGUCAAAAAAGAGAACAGAAUGUUGGGAACCAUCAGGAAAGGGAUAAAUAUCAGACAGAAAAUAUCAUAUUGCCUCUCUAUAGAUCCUGGCACACUCACACCUUGAAUGCUGCCUGCAGUUCCGGUCGCCUCCUCUCAAAAAAGAUAUAUAAGAAUUGUAAAAGGUACAAAGAAGGGCAACAAAACUGAUGAGGGGUAUGAAACAGCUUCCGUAUUAGGAGAGACUAAAAGGACUGGGACUUUUCAGCCUAGA
Molecule: messenger RNA, 1008 nt
Organism: Mauremys reevesii (Reeves's turtle)
Lineage: Eukaryota; Metazoa; Chordata; Testudines; Geoemydidae
Product: ubiquilin-1-like
Exons: 1
Coding region: 3-515 (170 amino acids)
Biological process (GO): ubiquitin-dependent protein catabolic process
Cellular component (GO): cytosol
Molecular function (GO): polyubiquitin modification-dependent protein binding
Source: RefSeq, a predicted model, not a curated record